GGAAAUGUCAGAAAAUUCUGAAUUACUUAAACGGCUCGAUCCUUUUGAUUAUUUUAAAAAAUUUCUCGUUGAAGGAAUUUACCCUGAAGGAAGAACAAUUAAUUCGUUUCGAGAUUCUUUAAUUGAAUGUAGAGGGAAUGUAAGUGAUUAUCAGUCUUCUGUAAAUGUUCAACAAGGAGGGACUUAUAUUUCUUGCAAUGUUAAAUUGAGUUUGGGACCAGAUUCUGAUGAUUCUGUGUUUAAAUGGGAAAUUGAAGCAAUGGAGAGUGUUCCCAAGGAUUUAUUAGAGCAUUCAAAAGCCCAUUUACGUGUAUUACUUGGAAGUGAUUCUUGUCUUAUUUCUCCAGAACAAUUGAUUGUUUUUACUCAAAAUGAAGGGAAAAACACAAAAAAAUUUCAACUCAGAUGGACUUUACAUUUAAAAAUAAUGGUUCUCAGUUGGGAUGGUUUUCUAUUAGAUGCAAUAUUAACGGCAAUACAAGCUUCUCUUUUAAAUACACGGUUUUUAUUUUUUUUAAUUUUAAAAAAAUUCUUUUUUAGCCUUCCAACAUUUAUUGAAUACAAAACUUCAAUUUUAUCUGAAACUUUAUUUGCUGAGGAUGAUGAUUUUUUACUUGGAGAGGAAGUUCCUUUAGAAUUUAAUAUUGAAAAGGUUCGGAUUGUUAAACCUGAAUCUGAAAAUAAACCGUUAAAGUUAGAAAAAAUAUUAGCUUAUUUGCCUUUUUUGCUUUGCACAAUUGAAAAUCAAGAGAAAAAACAACGUUUUCUUCUCUGUGAUCCCCCAGCAGAUUUAUGCAAACUUUAUAAUAAUGAUUUUUGUGAAAUUAUUAUUGGACCAAAUGGAAAUAUUAAUUUAUUAAGUAUGUGUUGUUCACCUUCAUUUUCAAAGUCUUAUCCAAAUGAUAUUGAUGGAGAAUUGUUAAAUGAGAUUAUUAAUAUUGCUAUCAAAAGACAUCUAUUUGUUAAUAAUGCUUUAAACAAGUGUAUCCUUUGA
This is a messenger RNA of Meloidogyne enterolobii, 994 nucleotides long. NCBI's taxonomy places the organism in Eukaryota, Metazoa, Nematoda, Chromadorea, Rhabditida, Meloidogynidae. The record is from the annotation of a GenBank genome assembly.